Molecule: messenger RNA, 5900 nt
Organism: Amphibalanus amphitrite
Lineage: Eukaryota; Metazoa; Arthropoda; Thecostraca; Balanomorpha; Balanidae
Exons: 21
Coding region: 1-5457 (1818 amino acids)
Biological process (GO): centriole-centriole cohesion; ciliary basal body organization; centriole replication
Cellular component (GO): ciliary basal body; centrosome; centriole
Source: RefSeq, a predicted model, not a curated record
AUGACCUACCAGGUAAACAUCCAAGUAUGCAUUCUCUCACCCUGUCACCAUCUGCUGGAGAUCCGGGAGCGCGCUGCUGACUCACUGCUGAGUGCCGUCUCGCUGGGCCUGCUGCCAUCCCAGCAGCUGGCCGAGCGGCUGCGCAGCCAGCUGCUGCUGCCCGGCUGGGAGGGUCGACAGCAGGCGCUCCGGCUGCUCGACCAGAUCGCUAACAAGGGAUCUAUCAAUGGCGAGCGGCUCAGUCCGGAGCGGCAGCACUCUCCGGUCCGGCGGGUGGGUGGGGAGCGCUCCCCACUGCGGAGGGUCGGCGGGGAGCACUCCCCGGGGAGUGCCGGACGGCAGCCCUCCCCCAUCAGGGACGGUCCGUGGCGGACGGCCUCCCCCGGCGGGGACCAGCCUCACCAGAUCGGGGAUGGGCCCGACCAAAAGUACGGUGGAGACUUCAUUCCGGUGCUGUUCACCCCGGAUGAUAAUGAUACGGCCGGAAUGGAGGACAGAAUGUCAGUAGCUAGCUCGGAGAGUGAUCAGGAGGAUCAGGAUCAGGAUCAGGAGCCACCGGAUGAGGGGGACAUUAUUCACAGUCUGCCCUGGAAGAGUCUGAUCGGGUCUGAUCUGCACGUGCUGACGUCCACGGCGGCCUCUCUGACGUCCGGGGACGGCCGCGCCGUGCGCCAGGCGCUGCACUUUCUGCACGACGUCACCCUGAGGGACUUCCCCGCGGAGGUGUUCCUCCAGCGGCCCGUGCUGCUGCAGGCGGUGUUCCACGUGCUGGUGUCCACCGACGAGUCGGAGACGGACGUGCUGCUCUCCUGCCUCGAGUGUCUGACCGUGCUGACCGAGACGCUGCUGCACCGCUGUGACAUACUCAGCGCGCCCGAAACUCGCCAGCCCGCCACUCUGACGGCGGGCCCCACUGCCGAGGAGGCGGCCGGCGCUCUCUCGCUGCCGACGUUCUGCGGACAGCUACUCAGCCAGGCGCUCAGCUGUCUGUACGUGAGACACUGGGCGGUCCUGGUGGCCGCCGCCCGACUGGGGGCCGCCGUGUGCCGGCUGGGCCGCCGCGUGGUACCCGCCCGCCUCUGGGCCGCGCCUCAGGGGGAGGCCGAGCAGAGGGCGCAGCAGGCGCUCAUGAAGGCGCUCAAGGUGUUUGACGAGGUGCUCCGCUGGCACCACAAGUGUUACCGUUCGGGGGAGAGCGUCCACCUGCACCGGGCCGGCUGGCUGCUGGCCGCCGCGCUCCUGCAGCCGGCGCUGCACGCGCGCCUGCUGCGUCUGGUCACCGACUCCGGCUGCGCGCGGCUGUGGAGACGGCUGGAGCGACUGCGCUCGGCCAUGGAGGCGGCGCGCCGGCUGGCGGACGGUGGUGGACGGGAAGACGCGCUGGCGGCGGCCGCGGCCAUCGAGCUGCACGGGGGCCGAGAGCUGGUGGAGAAGGCGGUGGCGGCCGUGUGUGAGACUCCGGCGGCCGAGGGGACGCCGGCGGGCCGGCAGGAGGGGGCUGAGGACGGUAAGGAGGAGGCUGAGGGUGAGGAGGAGGAGCGCGCCGGCGGCCGGCUGCUGCUGCGGCUCCUCAGCUCUCCUGUGCCGGCGAUCGAGUCGGACGCCACCGACCUGGUGCUCUACGCAGUCACCUCGGAGGCCUGGGUGCCCCGCCUCCGGCCCGUGCUGGUCGCCGCGCUGCCGCUGUUCCUCUGCCACGUGACCCGCCCACAGCUGACGCGACCCCUGAACCACGUCAUCGGACUGUGUCGCGCCGAGCACCUCCGCAGUGACCUGAUCCUGACAACCCACCGGAGCCGCGCUGUGAGAGAGGACGCCUGGAGUCGGAUUAUGUCGCGUCUGUCCGCGCAGAACGCCACAGUCGAGCUGCUGCCCGACCUGAGUCAGCUGGGAGCGCUGGACCUGGCGGAGCUGAGCCUGGUGGCCGAGCCGCCGCCGGUGGCCAGCCGCCGCGGCGAGGUGAACGACGUGCUCACGCUGACGGCUCUGCUGCCGCUGGCCUGGUGCGGCACGGCCGCGCUGGACGUGCGCCGCGCCACGCUCUCCCAGGUGGCGGUCCUGCUGCAGGACCCCGACUUGCACCGCGCCUUCCUUGACCACGACGGCCUGGCGCGCCUGCUCAGCAGCAUGACACGCGCCGUGCUGCGCGAGCCCGACCUGGCGCACGACAUCAGCCUGCUGCCGGACUGUGUGUCGGCGCUGCGCCACCUGGCACUGUUCUCGGCCGGCUGCCGGCACCACCUGGGGGACGAUCCGCAGCUGCUGCUGCUGCUGGUGCGCGUGCUGCUUAUGUUCCGACUGGACGAGCGGGUGCGCGCGGCGGCCGCCCAGCUGCUGCUGGCCGCCAGUCUGGACUCGGCGCUGGUGUGCCGCCGCCGGUCCGGUCAGCAGAUCUGGGAGGUGCUCGUUCCGCCGCCGAUGGACAGCGCUCUGCGGCUGCCGUUCGCGGUGACGGCCCGCCGGCGCCGGCCGCUGGGCCGCGCUCCCGGCGAGCUGCCGCCGACGGCGCUGACCGAGCCGGUAACUGUGUGUGGGGAGCGGCUCAGUGUGGCCGGUCUGCUCCGCACCGCCUGGAGCCUGGCCUGGCACGGCGAGCUGCGGGCCGCGCCAGCGGCUGCCGAUGACGGUAUAUUCUCGUCUUCAUCCGUCGACCGGUGGUUGUCUGUGCUGCGCCGUCACCUGCUGACCCCUCCCAACUCCGAGCCGGACCGGCGGGUGCUGACGGCCGCCCUGCAGCUGCUGCUGCUGCUGCCGAAGUUGUGCACUGUUGUGACUUGUGGUAACCAUUGGCUGAUUCCUUUGUCUGCGUGUGCCGACAGGGCGGUGACGCUGCUCUCCGAGCACAGUCAGGUAUUUACCGACUCCCUGGUCCGCGCGGCCGACCACCCACAGCAGGGUCAGCGGCAGACCGCGCUCAGAGCGCUGCAGCUGCUGGCGGAGCUCUGCUGCCGCUCGACGCCAGGCGCCGCCGAGCUCCUCGACUCCCUGACCAGCCAGGCGGUGUCGGCGGCGGCCGGCGCCGGCUCGGGGCAUUUCUACAGCCUGGUGUCAGUGCAGCGGUGUGCCGCGCUGCUCCAGACCGCGCUACUCUCUCCUCACCCGCUGCCGGAGACCCUCCACCCGUCGGUGCGCCUGCUGCGGGACCUCUGCGCCGCGUUCCUGCCGGCCUCCGGUCCCGCCGACAGCUGUAUGGGCGCCGGGGUGCUGGCGGCCGCCGCUCUCUGUCUGCCCGCCGUCACAGACCGGCUCUGCGAGUGGAGCGACUCGUGCGCGGCCGCCUGGAGCGCCGACGUGCCGGACGGCGGCCGGCUGCUGUGGCUGGCCGCGCUGUGGCACCACCAGGACACCCAGGUGCGCUGGGGCGGCCUGGCCGCCGCGCUGGGGCUCACCCGCUGGCCAGAGGGCGCCGCGCUGCUCACACAUCAAACCAGACACCUGCCCGGCGGCUGCUGGGGCGCCUCGCUCGGCCUGCUGCUCGAUGAGGGGGAGGCGGCUGCUGUCCGCGAGCAGGCUGCUCUGCUGCUGGCCAGUCUGACUGCUCACCUCCACACCAACACCGACACGGAGACGGACACCGCAGACCGAUUUUGUGGCCCAGAGGUGGCCAACGCUGCUGCCGAGGUGUGUCUGACGGGUCCGGGCGCGCUGGUAACUCUGCUCGAGAACGCUGACUGGCCCGGCCAGCUGUCUCGGCUGGUGACUCAGCUACAGACGGGUACGGCCGCCGACCCCGAGCAGACUGUGACACCCGGCCUGGCGGCCGCGGCGCUGCGGCUCUCCCAUAAUGCGGCGGUGCUGUGUCCCGUGGACCUGGUGGGGCCGCUCACCGAUACCGUUCACACGCUGCUCAGGUUCAGUGACGCGCUGGGUGUGGGAGGCGGCUGGCGCGGCUGGCCGCCCGCCGAGGUGGCGCCCUUCUGGACCGAGGCGCUGCGGCUGUGCUCGGCUCUGGUGAUGCUGGAGCAGCCCGGUCGGCCGGGAGCCGCCCACCUGCUGCUCUGUGAUAGGAGAGCGCUGGAGGCGGCGGCUGGCACGGCAGUCACCACGGGAGACACGGAGCUGUGCGAGGGUCUGUUCUGUCUGCUGCUGUCUCUUCUCUCCUCGGACCGCGAGCAGGGUUUCUCUGCGAGCGCCGAGCUGCUGCUCAGUUGGCCGGAGCUGUGGCCGGCGCUGGCCGCCGCGCCCGCCCUCCUGGAGCCCCUGCUGGCCACGGAGGCGGCUCGGCUGCUGCGGCUGAGUUCCGGCGCGCCGCUGCUGGCCGGCCUGGAGUCGGCCGGCGAGCCGCUGUGCGCCGCCCUGCUGGCCGGGGGCGCCGCCAGCCGCCGGCCGCUGGCCGCCCUCCUGCUGGUCAGCGCGGCGGCCAAACGGGCGGCUCUGCAGGCGCAGCUGCACCGCCGGCUGACGGGCCAGCUGCGGGAGAACAUCGCCGCCCUGGUCACCGGCUCACUGAGCGUGCGCGCCGCCAGGAGCAAGGUCAAGGAGCGCAGCCUGCUGUCGGACCUGGUCAGUGACCUGGACCUGCUGCGUAACCUGAUGAGCGGCUCGGCCGAGGUGAAGCAGGCGCUGGCCUCUGACGGGCUGCCGAACCUGCUGCACAAGCUGUGGCCCUGGUGUGUCACCUCGCGGCAGCUCACCGUCACCGUACUCUGCACGCUCAACACGCUGGCAGCCGGAUGCACCGAGGGCGCACGCGGGCUGGCCUACACCAGCGCGGCGCUGCACCAGGCGCCGUCGGGCUCUCCGUCUGGCGCCUCCCUGGUGCACGUGGUGCUGGACGACUGCCAGCGCCACCUGGAGCGGCGCAGCGCCGACAGUGGCGCCGUGCAGCGGCUGGCCGUCAGCUUCAGUCUGCUGGCGGCCGCCGCGCUGGUCCAGGAGGGACGAGCCAUCAUCUGCCGGAGUUCGUUUCUGUCCGGUUUCCGGUUCUGGCGCGGCGGCUCGAGCUCGGCGCCCGCCUCGGAACAGAAGCGGCGCCUGGCCGUCACCCGGCUCUGGAUGCUACUCAUCAAGAACGUCACCUUCUUCGACGAGGGACAGAAGGUGGUGGCCAGGAUCCCGGAGGUGACCGGCUCGCUGGUGGCUCUGAUGUCUCAGGAGGACACCAGUCUCCGCUCGUCGGCCGUACUCGUUCUGAGGAACCUCAGCUACAUCACUGCCAUGCAGACGGCUCUCAUCAACACCGACGGCUUUGUGGAGGGGGUGGCCGCCGCGCUGGGCUCCGGACAGCCGGCCGCCAGCUGCGCUGCCGCCGCACUCUGCCUACAGCUACUCACCAGCAGCCGAAAGGCCCGGGCAGUGCUGACAUCUACCGCACAUCUGGAGAAGCUCAAGUCGGCGGCCGACUCGCUGGAUGUCGCGGCGGACGAGAUGUCGUCGGAGGUGUUCAGUAGAGUUCGAGACAUGCUCCGUCAGGAGGGCCCGGGCCUGGCCGGCCAGGCGGGAGUGACGGCUGUAUGAUCUAACCUCGGUAGUGAGGGAAUUCGAGCGAUCGUCCGGGAUGGUCCCGGCUUGGCGUGUGUGGCGGAGGGGGUAAAUUGAACCACAAAUGUUCGUAGAAAACUGCUGAGUAACGCUGAUGGAUGCCUUUCGGCGGCUCUGCGGUAUUUGCACCGUGACCUGGGGGUUUCCUGUAUGUGUAUAGUGAAAACCAGCGAGCAUUAUGAAGUGAGCAUUCGAACUGACGACACUUAGCGAAAUGGGUUAUAGCAAAUAUCUGUGAUAUUGCAUCGUUCACCAAAUAUAUUUUCGCAAUAUCCGUGUGUAUACUGCAAUGCAUUCAAAAGAAAUGCUGGACUAUAGGAGCUCUAUUUUCGUUAUGGACUCAUUGCAAAACAAGUUUGUGCUGAAAAUCAUCACGUAUUUUAAUGUGUAGAUGCUGAAUACAUAUCCCUGUAGAUGCG